Messenger RNA from Physcomitrium patens, 1833 nucleotides. RefSeq names its product protein CANDIDATE G PROTEIN-COUPLED RECEPTOR 2. The record is from RefSeq and is a predicted model, not a curated record. Gene Ontology annotation, biological process: G protein-coupled receptor signaling pathway. Gene Ontology annotation, molecular function: G protein-coupled receptor activity. Gene Ontology annotation, cellular component: plasma membrane. NCBI's taxonomy places the organism in Eukaryota, Viridiplantae, Streptophyta, Bryopsida, Funariales, Funariaceae.
UGUUUGUAGCUAUGAAUUAAUCUGCCUCAACUGCCGCUGCUGCUGCACCUCAAUCGUCCCGGUACUGGCUAUGUCCUAAGUAGAAUCGUACUAUUAUCACUUUAAAAAAGAGAAAGAAAGGAAGAAAGAAAGAAUUUUUUUUAUUUUCCUCUGUUUGAUUUCGUUUCAGGUUGUUGUAGGGAGGAGGGAGUUUUUGGCUGGUGUUUUCAUUAGGGUUUUGUUUCAUUUGGUUACGUCGAUUGAUUUGAUUUGGUGGUGGGUAAUUACGUGCGAGGUCAACUGGUUGCUUGUGUUUGUGUGGCGUUUUUUCCAGCUUACUCUGGCAUUUUAUGCAGGAGAUUGUGGGAGAUAUAGUUUGAUUAUUGGUGGUGGUUUGAGAAAGAGACGUAUGUCAAACGUGAAGCCUUCGAGGAGGUUGUGAAGGGUUAUUCUUGCGAUCCGCGUUUUGUGUAGGUGUGUUGGAAUCUCCUGACUAGACAUAGGUGUCUGAGCAGUGGAGUCUCUGUUUCGGAGAUUGGUUUUGAGAAAGCAGGAACCAUGGACAGCUUGCCAUAUCUUGUUCCAUCGUCCCACCCCGACUCCGAUGAUAAGAUUCCACGGGAUCCUCCCAUGUGUUUGAGAAUGAUGAAUCCUCCCGCGUCAAAUGGAUUUGGAGAAGUGCUGUACAACGUGGUUCUGGCUCUUCCUGCAUUACUCUCCCUUCUUUUCCUUCUCACGCGAUUGCGGUUGAGCGUAAGGAAACUUUUACAAAGCCGGUCGCAUAUCAUGAGAACCUACUACAGUUUCCUCUGGGUCAUUUGCGUGCUCAACCUCUGUUGGUGUCUCCUUGAGAUGCAACAAGCACGUAAUCAUGAUAAGGAAACAGCUUGGAAUGUCAUGUCCCUUGUCACUAGGUUUGGUUUGGUUCUUUUAGAGGUGAGCGUGGUCGUGUUUCUUUCUCAGGGUUAUCUCGUUAGCGGAUGGGAUGCACUUCUUCGUACGCUUUUAUUUUCAGGAAUUUUCGCAACAGCUGAUGCAUUGGUGAAAGCAAUCUACAUAUUUGGCUUCGGCAUUCCGCUCUUUACUACGCAGGAUGAUGCCGGAGACUGGCACAAAUGGGGCUUUUGGUUGUUGCACAACCUUUUUUUUGCGGCAGUGUAUGUUGUGAUCCUAACCCUCCCUUAUACGAGAUGGAGAGAUCGACUACCGGCAAGACCGUCCUUCUAUCGCUACGUCAUGAUCUUAUUCCUUCUGAAUGGGUUCGAAGGCUUUGGAAGUUUGCUCUUGGGAUUUGGUGCCAGUUUUGGAUACUGUGUCUACGGGUUCGCUGGUUUUGCAUACUACGCUCUUUACCCGCCUCUCUUGUAUACUACUUUCCUUUCGGAUUUCCUUCGAGAGGAAGACAUGCAAAUGGAGGAAGCAUACUACGCAGAGAUGAAGGAUGCAGGCUACUUCGAUGGUGAUUGGGAAUGAGGUGCUGUCUGGCGGACUGGUUGCUCGGGUUGUAGUGUGGUUUGACAUCCAGAAAAAGUACUUGUUAACUGGGCAUGGGUCGCCAGAUGCCUUGAAGUUGGUUCACAGGAGGUAGAUUGCUUAUCGCCUUGACGAUUUUGAGAUCUACAAUCAAGAUCCGUAUCGUUUAUGCAUCAAACCGAAUUCCCUAGUGCUUUGGAUGUCUCUAUGUGAUUGACCUAGAAAUCUUAGAAAUCUCACUUACAAUUGGAAAAGGUACAUAUUUGAAUUCCGUUCUUCUUAUAGAAAUAAUUAAAUUACUUAUGUGUUGCAAAAUUGUACAUUAAAAAAAAAUUGUUUCAUGAGAGAAGGUAUGGAAUGCACAAUAAUUAUUUCUCCUUC